Messenger RNA from Trichoderma harzianum CBS 226.95, 1278 nucleotides. RefSeq lists its product as hypothetical. Bases 64 to 954 code for a protein of 296 amino acids. NCBI's taxonomy places the organism in Eukaryota, Fungi, Ascomycota, Sordariomycetes, Hypocreales, Hypocreaceae. Gene Ontology annotation, cellular component: nucleolus; small-subunit processome. The record is from RefSeq and is a predicted model, not a curated record. The transcript is spliced from 3 exons. Gene Ontology annotation, molecular function: small ribosomal subunit rRNA binding.
CUGGUUUUUCUCGGUUCCAAGUUGUGAAGAUUAUUCCAAGCCGACCCAAGUCAAGCAUACAAGAUGAGAGGAAAACGCUCAAAGCAGUAUCGCAAGCUCAUGGAGCAAUUCUCCAUGACGUUUGGCUUUCGCGAACCAUAUCAGAUUCUAGUGGACGCAGAAAUGAUUAAAGAUGCAAACCGAUGCACUAUGGAUCUAGAGGCCAGGUUACAGAGCACAGUUCACGGCAAAGUGAAGCCACUGAUUACCCAAUGCGAGAUCCGAAAACUCUACGCUGAGAAAGACCAGCCUGGCGUCAAUGCGGCGAUUGAAUUAGCCAAGACAUUCGAACGAAGACGCUGUGGCCACCACCCCAACGAGUAUCCCAAACCUCUCGAGACCAUGGAGUGCAUGCGGUCUGUCGUGGACCCCAAGUCAACAGGCGAGAAUAAGCACCGCUACGUUGUCGCAAGCCAGAGUGUGGAUGUGCGAAGAAUGCUACGAGGAAUUAGAGGAGUGCCGUUGAUAUAUAUCAAGCGGAGCGUCAUGAUCCUGGAACCCAUGGCGGAUCAGAGCGUGCAAAUUCGAGAGCGAGAAGAGAAGCGAAAGUUUAGAGCGGAGCUGAAGAAUACCCUGGGCAAGAGGAAACGCGAGGAAAAGGAAGAACGAAAUGGAGGCGAGGGCGAGGGUGACGAUGAUGGAAGCGAAAGCGACGACGACGACGUGAAGCGAGAAUCUACGACAGAGAAGAAGCCCAAGAAGAACAGAGGCCCCAAAGGGGUGAAUCCACUAGCCAUGAAAAAGAAGAAGUCUCAGCAACUACCGAAGAAGGACGCCGGCAAGAAAGCAGAGGCUGUAUCAGAUGCACCAGCCAAGCGGAAGCGAAGGAAGAAGACCAAGUCAGAGAACGGGGCGACGCCCAGCGGUCCAGAGCCGAGCACAGUGGCUCCGAGCAAUGCUGGGGAGGAGAAUUAGAGUGCGAAUCCCAUGAAAAAACGUGGUAACGCGGGUUGGAUUCGUCUUAGGUGGUAUUUUAUCGAGGGCAAUGAAAACGCCCCAGGUUUUGAAAAGGAGUUAUAAUACUAUGACAUUUCGGAGUAUAGGUAGAAGCGAUUGUACAUAUUAACUCGUCAGAAUAUUACUCGCAAUCACUAGCAGUUCGAUGACGGUUGCGGGUGUCUCUCUUAAGGGUAUUUUAUUUUGCUGCUUUUGUGGAAUGACAUUGAUGGAAUGCAGUCUGUGGUUGAGCGCUGCGUAAUAGGUGAAACAUCUCAAUGCGGCAAAACAGGGCGGUGCGUG